Danio rerio (zebrafish) is the source of this 2913-nucleotide messenger RNA. Lineage: Eukaryota; Metazoa; Chordata; Actinopteri; Cypriniformes; Danionidae. The record is from RefSeq and is a predicted model, not a curated record.
CAACAAGACGAGACGUGCACGCGCAGGGAUUGUUUGCCGCCAGUCAGUUCGUCGUUUAUAACCGCAACGCACACAUUGUGACUAGUAUCAAUUGAAACGACAAAGUUUUGGCUUAAUAUAAUUGUGUUUUUUAGGUUUGCGUGGAUUCGAAUCAAUCGACCAGGGUUGCAACUGUAGCUGAAACGGACCGUAGAUCCGGGAUUUACCGCUCGUUUGUGGAGCCAAGACUGUGACGCUCUGUAGGCCGCAGUGUAACGUUUUAAGAUCAACAACAACAACAUGGCCGAUGAUUUGGACAUUGAAGCAAUGCUCGAGGCUCCAUAUAAAAAGACUUGCCUAUAUCUCACCUCUACUCCCAUGAAUUCCAGUGUGAACUGUCAAAAAAAUGAAGGGCGAGAUGUGUGACUGAGGUGGCAUCGAGCUCUUUCAAUCCACGAAGGCAUAUGGGGUGAAGAUCACUGGAAUGGCAUCCACCACUGGAGCUCGUUUAGUGGCUGGCUGCUAGCGUUGCCACUUUGGGUCUUAGGCUCAGAUAGCCUUGGUACUGAAACUGUUGGGCUGCUUAAUGAAUGAUGUCUUUAAAAAAAAAAUCAAUGCUGCUUUACAUACCCAGCAUAGCACUAGCAAUGUUUGGCCGUUUCACACAAGUAAUGCAAGCACAAGUAAGGAAGAACGACAUUGGCAGCCUUGUGGUUGCUUUCUAAAGGUCCCCCUUGUAUUUGUCGUCCUCCCACACAAACCCUGUAAUGAACUCUUAUUUAAUGAUCAUAUCAUAUUCUCUUUUGUUCCCAUCCCUUCUUUAUCCUUACGACUUGAAAUGUUUCGCCGUCCUCCUCAUGCUGUCUUCUAUCGACCCUGCUUAGGAUGACAACAAGUCCUUAAGUACCAAUGGCCACGAGGAGCGGAGCAAGAAAAAAAAGAGGAGCAAAAGUCGCAGCCGGAGUCGGGACAGGAAGAGAAGCAAGAGUCGCGAGCGCAAAAAGAGUCAUGACCGGAGGAGGAGCCGCAGCAGAGACCGGAAGCGCAGCCGCAGCAAGGAGAGACGUCGCAGCCGUUCUCGGAGCAGGGAGCGCGGCGGUCGCUACAGAGCUCCAUUUUCUGGCCUGAAAUUUAACGGUGGUCCCAGGGGGAAGACUGGCCCACCACCUGCCAUCAAACUAAGUCGAAGAAGGUCUAGAAGCCGAAGUCCUUUCAAGAAAGAUAGAAGCCCUGUAAGACAGCCCAUUGACAAUCUCACCCCUGAGGAAAGAGAUGCUCGCACAGUGUUCUGUAUGCAGCUGGCAGCCAGAAUCCGGCCACGAGACCUAGAAGAAUUCUUUUCUGCAGUUGGAAAAGUACGAGAUGUGCGAAUCAUCUCUGACCGAAACUCCAGAAGAUCCAAAGGAAUUGCUUACAUUGAGUUUGUGGAUUCCACAUCUGUACCCCUGGCAAUUGGUCUAUCUGGACAAAGGCUUCUUGGAGUACCAAUCAUUGUCCAGGCUUCACAGGCUGAGAAGAACAGAGCCGCUGCAUUGGCCAAUAACUUGCAGAAGGGCAGCGCAGGACCCAUGAGGCUCUAUGUUGGCUCAUUGCAUUUCAACAUCACAGAAGACAUGCUCCGAGGCAUUUUUGAACCAUUUGGAAGAAUUGAUAGUAUCCAACUGAUGAUGGACAGUGAAACAGGACGAUCUAAAGGAUAUGGUUUUAUCACAUUUUCUGAUGCUGAAUGUGCAAAGAAGGCACUGGAACAGCUUAAUGGCUUUGAGUUGGCUGGUAGACCAAUGAAAGUGGGACAUGUGACGGAGCGCACAGAUGCCUCCACCGCCAGCUCCUUCCUGGACAACGAUGAGCUAGAAAGAACCGGUAUUGAUCUGGGGACUACAGGAAGACUUCAACUCAUGGCCAGAUUAGCUGAGGGAACUGGUUUGCAGAUCCCGCCCGCUGCACAACAGGCCCUUCAGAUGAGUGGCUCCAUGGUUGCCAUGGCUGCAGCUACUGCUGCUAUGAACCCUGGAUUGAGUUUUAACAUCAAUGUGCCAACAAACCAAGCCUUGAAUUUACCAUCACAACCCAUCGCAACACACUGUUUCCAGCUGUCCAACAUGUUCAAUCCAAACUCAGAAAAUGAUCAUGGUUGGGAAAUCGAAAUUCAGGAUGAUGUCAUUGAAGAGUGCAACAAACACGGUGGAGUCAUACACAUAUAUGUGGACAAGAAAUCUGCUGAAGGUAAUGUCUAUGUGAAGUGUCCCACCAUUCCUGCUGCCAUGGCUGCAGUCAGUGCGCUACAUGGACGCUGGUUUGGAGGUAAAAUGAUCACAGCAGCUUAUGUCCCGCUUCCUACAUACCACAACCUUUUCCCAGAGUCAGUGCAGGCCACACAGCUUCUAAUCCCCAGUCGUCGGUGAUCAAUCACCACUGUACAACUCCACUUUUUCAGCCUUGCUCUUUUUAACUUUUGGACAAUAAUAACAGUUCUGCAAGUUGUGGCACAGGUGUGGUAAGGUAAAGUUUCACUUGCAUACUGUCCUUACAGGUCAUGGACAAGUUCUGUGGUUAAAAAAAAUCCUAUGUACAGCCUACUUAUUGAAUUUUGCUUCUUGAUCUUUUAUUGUUGGUACAUAUUUGUUUUUCUCUUCCACAUUUAUUGUCUCUGUGAAAGAUCUGAUUGGUAUGUUUAUCACUCGAGGUAGUGUAUAAUAAUACCAGAAACGCAGUAUAAGUAAGUCUUGGAUUCAAACUCUUCAAUUUUGAUCAAAUGUCAACAUAUUCAACUUUUUGGCUCUAUGAGCUGUGGGAACUAAAUGGCUGACAAAUAUCUUUUGUUCAUUUAGAGACCACGAGGUUUAGAAACAUCUUGUUUUUCUAAUCAAGAUUUUGAUUUUUGUAAAGUUCUUGAUGAAAAGUUCAUUUCAAAUAAAGCAGAGAUAACUGAAA